Carassius gibelio (silver crucian carp) is the source of this 4187-nucleotide messenger RNA. Its product is annotated as NACHT, LRR and PYD domains-containing protein 3. Gene Ontology annotation, molecular function: protein binding. The coding region runs from base 337 to 3462 and encodes 1041 amino acids. Lineage: Eukaryota; Metazoa; Chordata; Actinopteri; Cypriniformes; Cyprinidae. The record is from RefSeq and is a predicted model, not a curated record. The transcript is spliced from 11 exons.
GUAAACAUUUCCGUCCGUGCCUGGGAGUUUAUCGCGUUAGUGAGCGGACAGGAAAACUGCCGCAAACACAAAAGUCCGUUUUCGACAGUGUCCACAAAUCAGAAACACCAGAUUACAUCGACGGACACUGACGAAAACGGGGUGACGUGAACAGUCCGGAAAAACACCUUUUCAUGUCGAUGUUAAAAAGAGAGAGAGAGAGAAAGAGAGUCGCAUUUGAAAUCGAAACCAAAAGUUUGAAACUUGCUUUUGACAAGGCGCCAUUUCAGAAUGCUGCGAGCCGAAGCUUAGGCCUACAAUUUCUAUCAUAUUUAUUGGAGAACGCGGCCUGAUCAAAUGAGUCUCUAUGAAGAUAGAGAGGAGGGGGAUGUUGUUUACCACGAGAACCAGAGAGCAUCAUCCUCAGAACCCAGUUGUGUGUCUAUAAAGAGUGAUGGAUCCAUGAAACACCCCAUUACAUUCAGUGAUGGACCAGGGACCUCCAACCCCAGGAGAACGCGGCCUGAUCAAAUGAGUCUCUAUGAAGAUAGAGAGGAGGGGGAUGUUGUUUACCACGAGAACCAGAGAGCAUCAUCCUCAGAACCCAGUUGUGUGUCUAUAAAGAGUGAUGGAUCCAUGAAACACCCCCUUACAUUCAGUGAUGGACCAGGGACCUCCAACCCCAGUAUGGAUAGAGAUGAACAGACUGGAGAGAUAGAACAGGAUUGUCACCUACCAGUUGAUAAUAAACUACAGAGAGUCAAAAACCAACACAAAACCAGUAUGAAGAAAAAGUAUGAGAGUUUAUUUGAAGGAAUUAAACAACAAGAGAAUCAAACCCUCUUAAACAGCAUCUACACACAGCUUUACAUCGUAGAGGGAGAGAGAGAAGGAGUGAACGAAGAUCAUGAGGUUUUACAGAUGGAGAAAACUCCCAGAACACAACACUCACAAGACACUGCAAUUUGCUGCAAUGACAUCUUUAAACUCAUAACUGAACCAGGAUUUGAGGAGAAAGACAGAAUAAAGACCGUUCUUACUAAAGGCAUCGCUGGAAUCGGAAAAACGGUCUCUGUGCAGAAGUUCAUUCUGGACUGGGCUGAGGGAAAAGCCAAUCAGGAUGUAGAUUUCAUGUUUGUGCUUGCAUUUCGAGAGCUGAACUUGAUCCGGGAUCAUCAGUACAGUCUUCACAGACUUCUGCUGGACUUUCAUCCUGAACUUCAAGAUCUGGACUCCAAGAUUUAUGAGGAGUGUAAAGUUGUGUUCAUCUUUGAUGGUCUGGAUGAAAGUAGAAUCACAUUGAUGUUUUCAGAUGAUCAGAAAGUUUGUGAUGGGACUGAGACUUCAUCAGUGGGUGUGUUGAUAUCAAACCUGAUGAAAGGAAAGCUACUUCCCUCUGCUCUCAUCUGGAUCACCUCCAGACCAGCAGCAGCCAAUCAGAUCCCCUCCAAAUACAUCAACCGUCUGACAGAAAUACAGGGAUUCAAUGAGCCUCAGAAGGAGGUUUAUUUCAGGAAGAGAAUCAGUGACGAGCAUAAAGCCAGCAGAAUCAUCUCACACAUCAGAAAAACAAGAAGCCUCCACAUCAUGUGCCACAUCCCCGUCUUCUGCUGGAUCUCAUCCACUGUGCUACAAGACAUCAUAAAACACAAAGACAGUGCAGAAAUCCCUAAAACUCUGACUGAAAUGUACAUCCACUUCCUGCUCAUUCAGAUAAGCAUGACAAAUCAGAAGUAUGAAGAGAGAGAUCCAGGGAAACUAGUGCAGUCCAAUAGAGAAGUGAUUGUGAAACUUGCUGAUCUGGCUUUCAAACAACUGAUGAAGGGCAAUGUGAUGUUCUAUGAGGAGGACCUGAUUGAGAGCAGCAUAGACAUCACUGAUGCAUCAGUGUAUUCUGGGAUUUGCACUGAAAUCUUUAAGGAAGAAUCUGUGAUUCAGCACAGGAAGGUCUAUUGCUUCAUACAUCGGAGCUUUCAGGAGUUUUUAGCUGCUUUCCAUGUAUUUUACUCCUAUCUAAUGAAGAAAAUGGAGUCAUUGCAGUUUUUUCUGGAUAGCAGACAUGAGAAGUGCACAUCUAAGCCAUUAUUUUUGUGUGAGCUUCUAAAAUCAGCAGUUUCUAAAACUCUCCAGAGUAAAAACGGGUACCUUGAUCUUUUUCUGCGAUUCCUGUUGGGUAUCUCACUGGAGUCCAAUCAAAGACUCUUAGAUGAUUUACUGGCACAAACAGAAAACAGCUCAGAGACUAUCAGAGAAAUCACACAGUACAUUAAAGACAAAAUUAAAGAAAGUUAUGGUCUCUUAGCUGAGAGAUCCAUCAGUCUAUUCCUCUGUCUUCUUGAAGUAAAUGAUAAUACGUUGUACAAAGAGAUUGAGGAGUUUGUGAAAUCUGGCAAACAUUCAGAGAAUAAACUCUCCCCUGGUCACUGCUCAGCAAUAGCCUACAUUCUUCAAAUGUCAGAGGAGGUGCUAGAGGAAUUGGAUCUGAUGAAAUACAACACAUCAAAUGUGGGAAGAAGGAGACUGAUACCAGCACUAAUUAACUGCAAAAAAGCUAUACUUGCUGGAUGUCAUCUUUCUGAUCAGCACUGUGAAAGUUUGUCUUCAGCUCUGCAAUCGUCAAACUCACAUCUGAAAGAGCUGGACCUGCAUAAUGAUGACCUGCAGGAUUCAGGAUUGAAGCUGCUGUCUGUUGGACUGAAAAGUUCAGACUGUCAACUAAACAUACUGAGAUUGCCAGGCUGUAGAUUGACUGGUGAGUGCUGUGAAAGUUUGUCUUCAGCUCUCCAAUCAAACUCCCAUUUGAGAGAACUGGACCUCAGUAACAAUGACCUGAAGGAUUCGGGAGUGAAGCUACUUUCAGAUGGACUGAAGAGUUCACAUUGUCAACUAAACAUACUGAGGUUGGUCACCUGUAAUAUCACUGGUCAGUGCUGUGAAAGUUUGUCUUCAGCACUACAGUCAUCAUACUCCUGUCUUAGAGAGCUUGACCUGAGUAACAAUGAUCUGCAGGAUUCAGGAGUGAAGCUACUGUCAAGAAGUCUGAAAAGUUCACUAUGUCAACUGAACAUACUGAGACUGUCUGGCUGUAUGGUGACAGAGGAAGGCUUUCUUUAUGUGGAUUUAGCUCUGAAUUCAAACCCCUCACACCUGAGAGAGCUGGAUCUGAGCUACAAUCACCCAGGAGAAUUAGGAGUGAAGCUGCUUUCUGAAAAACUGGAAGAUCCAAACUACUCAUUGGACAAACUUAAUGUAGAUCAUGGAGGAGAGUUGAGGAUUACAGCUGGACUACACAAAUAUGCCUAUGAUCUCACACUGGAUCCAAAUACAGCACACAAUCAUCUCAUUCUGUCUGAGAAUAAAACAAAGGUGGCACACGUGGAAGAGUAUCAGUCAUAUCCUGAUCAUCCAGACAGAUUUGAUGGAUGUCCUCAGGUUCUGUCUAGAAAGAGCCUGUCUGGACGCUGUUACUGGGAGGUUGAAUGAAGUGGAAAUGCUAUUAUAUCAGUGACAUAUAAAGGAAUCAGAAGGAAAGGAGGAAGUUGUUCAUGUGAGUUUGGAUACAAUAAAAACUCCUGGAGUUUGAUGUGUAUUAAUAAUAGAUAUACUGUCUGGCACAAUCUUAGUUCAAUUGACUUACGUUUCCCGUUACACUCCUCUAAGAGAGUAGGAGUGUAUGUGGAUGUGUCGGCUGGAACUCUGUCCAUCUACAAUGUCUCAGACUCACACUCACUCACACACUUACACACAUUCACCUCCACAUUCACCGAACCUCUCUAUGCUGGAUUUACAGUUUUUGAAUCAUUGUCUCUCUGUCAGGUUGAAAAACCAGUAAGUAACAACAGAGACAGCUUACCUUUGGUUUGACUCUGUUAAUUAUGAGGAUUGUAUAAGUAGUUGAGCAACAUUUACUUUUGUUAUUAUUAAAUUGUUUUUUAAUUAUGUAUUUAUAUAUUUUUGUGGUCUGUAAAAAAAGCUGUAACAUGCACGUACACACACACACACACACAUGCAUAUACAAUACAGUAAAUGUUUAGGCCUAAUUGUAAAUAAGACAAAUUAGUCAUCUUUCAAAUAUUUUUUCUUGAACUAGGAGUCAGCAGAAAGUAAUAUCAAUGCUUGCUUGAAGUCAUGAGGUCAUAGUUAUUGUAAAUUAUGGUGUCUGUUUAACUGAUUACAUGAUGUCAAUAAAGCACAUAAUGUUUAUUGGA